Molecule: messenger RNA, 563 nt
Organism: Propithecus coquereli (Coquerel's sifaka)
Lineage: Eukaryota; Metazoa; Chordata; Mammalia; Primates; Indriidae
Gene: TERB2
Product: chromosome unknown open reading frame, human C15orf43
Exons: 5
Biological process (GO): homologous chromosome pairing at meiosis; meiotic attachment of telomere to nuclear envelope
Cellular component (GO): nuclear inner membrane
Source: RefSeq, a predicted model, not a curated record
AUGUUUCAAGGGCAGUGUGGUUGGUUCAGCAGCAGCGUCAGCCGGGACCUGAGGCAGUUCUGGGUGGCCGAAGGGGGGACGAUCAGUGACCCGCGGGCAGCCGACUUCUUGUUCAGCUGUGAUGCCUCGCACCCAGACACGCUGAGAAUAUAUCAGAGCCUUGAUUACAUAGAAGAUAACGCUACAGUUUUUCACGCCUGCUAUCUCUCUGCAGUAGCUAAGGCUGAAAUGAAAAACUCGGUGGCUUUAGGUCAUUUCAUUCUUCCUCCUGCAUGCCUGCAACAAGGUUAGCAAAGAUCAUUCAACCAUUCCCUGUUAGACAGCCCAACUCACUUUUGCUAUCCACAGCAUGAUGAAGUAACACCAAAUGAAAUAAAGAUCCUUAGGGAAAACAGUGAACUAGCAACAGAGCACAAAAAAGAAUUACCCAAAAGUGCCAUGAAGAAAUUCCUUGGGGAACUACGUGACUUCAUUCCUGGAAGCUCAGGAUAUUUAGCAUACCAUGUUCAAAAUGAAAUUAACAUAUCUGCUAUAAAAAACAAAUUGAAGAGGAAAUAUUAAGU